Melitaea cinxia (Glanville fritillary) is the source of this 1974-nucleotide messenger RNA. Its product is annotated as piggyBac transposable element-derived protein 4-like. The record is from RefSeq and is a predicted model, not a curated record. NCBI's taxonomy places the organism in Eukaryota, Metazoa, Arthropoda, Insecta, Lepidoptera, Nymphalidae. The transcript is spliced from 2 exons. Bases 1 to 1974 code for a protein of 657 amino acids.
AUGGGCAUUGGAUCCGAGAGUGACCAUAGUUCUGCUAAUGAUGAGACGGAUAAUAGCGAGGAGAAGGAGCAGGGUGAAAUAAUUGGAUCAGCGGAUGACGAUGAAUCUGAAGGUUAUUGUGAUAUUUUUGUCAAACCUAGAAAAAACGCUGAAAAUAAUCCAACUACCGUGAGUACAACAGAAGUUGACGAACAGACAUUUGAAAGUGGAGAACAAGCAACUGAUGUUCACUUAGAACAGCAGAUACAAAUACCAUCUCAGGCUUUUAUACAAGACAAUGUAGAAACUAGCAUUAGGAACGAACAGAUGGAAGCACCUCCUGGCCAACAGGAAGAAAAUGGCACGCAAUACGAAAGACCUUCUAGUGGGGCUGGCCCAAGUUGGCAGAGAAACCCAGCACGAGGUGGAUCUCCCCAACCAAUGGAUAUAGCUUGGGAAGAAACCGUCACCAAUAUUACUCCUUACGAAUUUAGAUCCACGGCAGUGGGUCCGACAUUUGAGAUUGAUGAUAAUUCCACAUGUGAAUACGUAUUCAAUCAACUUUUUACUGCAGAUAUGAUAGAUUAUAUGGUUGAACGAACAAAUGCUUAUGGAGCAGCACUUACUAAUGCCAAUCGGCCACAUACACGCUAUGCACGCAAUUCUGUAUUUCGAGCAACGAAUCCGGAUGAGAUGAAAAAAUUUUUAGGUCUCACUUUAUUAAAUGGUCAUAUUCGUGUACCCCAACAAAGGAAACUUUUCACAUAUGACGAUCCUUUAUAUUACCACCCAGUCUUUCACUAUACAAUGUCUUGUAGAAGAUAUGAACAAAUUUUGCGAUGUCUAUAUGUUGCUGAUUUGGGUGCGAAGGGGUCGUCAAAAAUUGAAGGGUUUAUAAACACAAUGACUCAAAAUUUUCGUUAUAUGUUCAACCCAGGUCAAGAUCGGUCUCUGGAUGAGUCUUUGUUACUAUAUAGGGGUCGUUUGAUAUUUCGCCACUAUAUUAAAUCAAAAAAAGCUAGAUAUGGCAUAAAAUUUUACAUAUUAACGACAGCGGAUGGUUAUGUUCUAAAUAUUAAAAUGUAUAGUGGAGGAGAAGUCGUUGAAGGCAAUGAAAGAAAAACUGAUAGGUUGGUUCUUCGUUUAAUGCGUCCAUACCUACUUAAAGGGCAUAAUCUAUACAUGGACAAUUAUUAUAAUUCAGUGACCCUGUCUCAAAAAUUACUUGAUUUAAAAACACAUACGAACGGCACAUUGCGAAAGACAAGAAAAGAUAACCCUAAAUUCGUUGUACAAAAGAAACUAAAAAAAGGACAGCAUGUGUGGGCAAGGAAGGGCAAAGUCUACGUAAGUGCGUGGAAAGACAAGCGAGAAGUGUAUAUGGUGACUACUAUGGACCAUCCAGCGCUUAUUGAAGUUACAAACCGAUUCGGCAAAAAGAAAAUGAAACCUAAAGAAGUUGAUAAAUAUAACAAAUAUAUGUCUGGAGUGGAUCGAUCAGAUCAGAUAAUCAAUUACUAUUCGUCACCAAGGAAAACGAUAAGAUGGUAUAAAAAGGUUUUAUUUCAUAUAGUAGACACUGCAGUUUGGAAUUCUUAUUACAUUUAUAAGAAGUAUGUGAAAAAAGACAACAAAUAUGAGUAUAUAACAUAUAGAGAUGAGUUGAUAAAGAAAUUGAUUGGCCUGAAAGAAGAAAAAGGGAAAGAUUUGAUUCGAAACAGUAAUAAAAAUGAUAGCAGGCGGCAUGCACUUCAACUCACGUCAGAGCCUGAACAACACAAUACACAGAAAGAAUCGUCUCAGCCAGCAAACCAUGGACACUGGCCGACUCGCAUGACUCCUUCCACAAAUUCAAAGAAGAAAUACGCAUUUUUAUCGUGUAAACAAUGUUCGAAGAAUAAAGUGCGACGUGAUACAAGCUACUUUUGUAAGGGGUGUUACAAGUCUCCAGCGCUUUGUCCAUCAUGUUUUGAAGAUUGGCAUAAGGAUAUGUAA